Molecule: messenger RNA, 805 nt
Organism: Notechis scutatus (mainland tiger snake)
Lineage: Eukaryota; Metazoa; Chordata; Lepidosauria; Squamata; Elapidae
Source: RefSeq, a predicted model, not a curated record
GUAAAACCCAGAGAGUUUGCUUUUGCAUCGCUCUAAAAGAAACUCUUCUGAACCAAAACAGCAAUGAGUCAGGCCGACCACUUUGGCUGCGGACCAAGAGUGGUGCCCAGUCUGGAACUUUUUCUUCCGGAGACUGGUUUCUCUUUUUAGGAGCCUGCAGGAGGAGCCAAGAUCUGGAGAAAGAAAGCAGAAAGGACUUUGUCCCCAUCCAUAGCCUGUGAGCCUGUGUGGCUGUUUGGAAGAAGCCUGGAAAACAUUAGAGAAAUCGACAGUUCUGGAAAGAAUGUGGACCAGCUUGAGAACAAGCACCGAACCCGCCUACCCAAGGGAUAGAAGCUGUGGGCCUCGAGUCCGAUUCUGGGUGCUGGCAGUGGGAAUAGCUGUCAUCUUGUUUCUUCUGGGAUUUUUAAUCGGUUGGCUGGCAAAUAAACAUGCCCAUCAGUUGCCGAGGACAGAUGCCCACAAGGAGAUGAUGGAGGCCUUCCUGAAGGAAAUGAAAGCAGAAAGCAUCAAGCAAUUUCUUUACAAUUUCACCCAGCAGCCUCACUUGGCCGGCACACAGGAGAAUUUGCAUCUAGCUGAACAGAUACAAGCAAACUGGAAGGCAUUUGGCCUAGAUUCGGUCCAACUGGCUCCUUAUGACGUUCUGCUUUCUUACCCCAAUGAGACGAGUCCUAAUUAUAUCUCCCUCGUUGAUGAGCAUGGCCAAGAGAAGAUGCAGCAGCUCUCUUGGGCAAGCGCUAACCGAGAAGUCGUCUGUGAAAUAACUGGACCUGGCAUGGAUGCCCCCCAAGAGGCAUCCUAA